This is a messenger RNA of Magnolia sinica, 1286 nucleotides long. Its product is annotated as anthranilate synthase beta subunit 1, chloroplastic-like. Gene Ontology annotation, biological process: L-tryptophan biosynthetic process. The record is from RefSeq and is a predicted model, not a curated record. Bases 189 to 1106 code for a protein of 305 amino acids. The transcript has 10 exons. NCBI's taxonomy places the organism in Eukaryota, Viridiplantae, Streptophyta, Magnoliopsida, Magnoliales, Magnoliaceae. Gene Ontology annotation, cellular component: cytosol.
GUUGCGGACAGAGAGAGAUUGCAGAGAGGGAGAGUGCGUUUCUCCAUCUUCUCCUCUUUUUAAAAAUCCGACCGUUGAGCCUGUAAGUGGCGUACAGGGAAGUGACUCCUCACCCCCAUCGCCCUGCAGUUUUUUGGUAGAUUUAAGUUACUUACAGGUGAAUUUUCUCCCCCAAACACCACCUGCAGAUGGAAGGUGGUACUGUUCUUCGAUCUUCUUCCACUCUCACCAGACCUUCAAAUUUCGCCGCAAAAUCCACCGUUUUCGCUACUCAGCGGCACGAUUUCGUCUCCUUCCGUACGAAAUCCAGUCCAUCGACGAACGGAUGGAUUAAGACUCCAGCAGCAGUAGCUUCAGCUCCCCACCGGCUCACUGGAUUCCUUACUUCCGCAGGUUUUGGUAGAGGAGUUGUGUCGGCGUCGCUGACUGCGGCGAGCGGGGUAAACAGUGUUAGAGUUUCGGUUAGGGAUGGGAAGAAGGAGAAUCCGAUCAUUGUUAUUGACAAUUACGACAGUUUCACUUACAAUCUGUGUCAGUAUAUGGGAGAGCUUGGUGCUAACUUUGAGGUCUAUCGGAAUGACGAGCUCACAGUUGAGGAAAUGAAAAUGAAAAAUCCAAGAGGCAUUCUUAUUUCCCCAGGACCUGGUACACCUCAAGAUUCAGGGAUAUCAUUGCAAACAGUUUUGGAACUUGGCCCUACUAUACCUUUAUUUGGAGUAUGCAUGGGCUUACAGUGCAUUGGGGAGGCUUUUGGAGGACGAAUUGUGCGCUCUCCAUAUGGUGUCGUGCAUGGAAAAUGUUCUCAAGUGUUUUAUGACGAAAAGGGUGAAGAUGGUUUGUUUUCAGGUCUAUCAAACCCUUUCACCGCUGGUAGAUAUCACAGCCUUGUGAUUGAAAAUGAUAGUUUUCCUAAUGAGGCACUUGAGAUUACAGCAUGGACAGAAGAUGGGUUGGUAAUGGCUGCUCGUCACAGAAAAUACAAGCAUAUCCAGGGGGUCCAGUUCCAUCCAGAAAGCAUUAUAACCACCGAAGGCAAAGAGGUAGUCCGCAAUUUUCUCAAACUAAUCGAUCGAAUGGAGGCUGGAUACAUAUUUGUCCAGCCAUAGGUUUUGAUUUUUAUAGUUGGAAAUGAAAGAAGAAGAAAAUCCAUAAGCAAUUUGUUGUGCUGUCUUUCAAAUUAUAUGCCUAUAGAUUGAUUUUCGCCAUUUACAACUUUCAGAUAUCAUGUGAGGUAAGUUGAUGUUAGUAUUAUUAUUAUUAUUAUUAUUCUAUCAUUUAAUUCAUCA